AUGCACCCACAAAAGAACAAAGACGAGGUUUCUGUGCUCGUCAUAGGUAGAGAGCAUAGAGAAAACGUGCUAGUACCUUGCAUGAAGACACUGCGUCAGCACGUCGUCGCGCCCCUGGAGACGCGCGAGUUUCGUGUGUCGACGUACAUCUGCGUCGAGAAGAUGACAGAAACGACGCGAAAACACAUUGAACAGCAUAUAAUUGUGAGCGAUUUUUUCGAGUACAACAGUUCCGAUCAAUUUUCAAGAGCACACGAGUGUUUCGAAAGAGUGACGCAGAGCUCACCGGAACUGUCAUCUCGGGUCAAGUACUUUUUAAAGACGCGGCCUGAUAUGAUGUGGCUGAGCGAUAUUACGUUUCCUUUUCACAAAGACGCCGUCAUGCUACGUGCGAGGCGCAUCAGUCGGGGUAAAGUGACAUCCCAACACCUGAGCUGGCAAGUCGGCCCGCGCGAAGAGUGCAAGUGCGCGGACGCGGGCUGCGUCAUGGUCGACAGUAUGGUAGCCGUAAUACCCAAGCCAUGGGCCGAUGCAUAUUUCAAAGUAGACUUGGACACAACUUCGAAGACAUUUCCUCGCGGGCGCGAGCGUUUGGAUGACGUUGAGAAAGGUGACGAUAAAUUGUUUCGACUGACCUCAGACUGGGGGGAUAGAUGUCCAUGCGCUGUAGAAUGGGAUGAGGGUACUCUAACGUUACGACUUGCAUCGCACGAGGCUCUUGUCUUCAUCUCGCCUUUCAAUUUUGUAUUGGCUCCGCCGAUCCCAGGAUCCGCGGCUUGGCGAGCGGGGGGUACGUAUGUCCGCGAUGACGACGAUUGGGAAACAUGUUGA
Molecule: messenger RNA, 831 nt
Organism: Ostreococcus tauri
Lineage: Eukaryota; Viridiplantae; Chlorophyta; Mamiellophyceae; Mamiellales; Bathycoccaceae
Product: unnamed product
Exons: 1
Coding region: 1-831 (276 amino acids)
Source: RefSeq, a predicted model, not a curated record